GAGAGAGAGAACAGACAGAGAGGGAGAGACCAGGAGCACGUAGAGAGGGUGUGAGAGCAGAGGGAAGUCAUGCUGCUGAUUACAACCAGAGUGAGUUGGAGAGACGGAGCACUACAUACUACUGCUUUCACUUCACCUUCACGUUGGGGGCGAGAAAAGUUGAACAAAACAAUUUGUUUUUGUUUUUAACAAAGGAAUCUUGUUUUUAACAAAGCACUACUAAUCAGCUUCACUCGGGAGACGUCGCUGACUCAGCGGAGCCCGGUAGAGGGGAGGAGAGACUGAGGGAGCUGGAGAGAAGCCAGUAUGAUUGGUGCAGAACAACAGACUGACAGCAUGGGUGAAGAGGGACCCCCCAGUCUGGAGUACAUCCAAGCCAAGGACCUGUUCCCCCCGAAGGAGCUGGUCAGUGAGGACGACAACCUGCAGGUGCCGUUCCCAGCUCUUCAGGGGGAAGGGGUGGAAUAUCUGGGCCGAGCCGACGACGCUGUCAUCGCCAUCUCCAACUACAGGCUCCACAUCAAGUUCAAGGAUUCCGUCAUCAAUACCUAUCCAGGUGUGGACAAUCACAUUUCUGUGCCUCUGAUGCUGAUAGAGAGUGUGGAGAGCAGAGACAUGUUUCAACUGCAUAUCAUCUGCAAGGACUCUAAAGUUGUCAGAUGCCACUUCUCCACGUUCAAGCAGUGCCAGGAGUGGCUGAAACGUCUGAACCGGGCCAUAGCCCAUCCUGGCAGGCUGGAGGAUCUAUUCGCCCUGGCCUACCACGCCUGGUGUCUGGGGAGCAACACUGAUGACGAGGACCAGCACCUACACCUCUGUAGACCAGGUGACCAUGUUCGUCAGAGGCUGCAGAUGGAGGUUAAGAGGAUGGGCUUUGACAUGCAGAACGCCUGGAGAGUGUCCGACAUCAACCUCAAAUACAAGCUGUGCUCCAGCUAUCCCCAGAAGCUGCUGGUUCCAGUGUGGAUCACAGACAAGGAGCUGGAGAGUGUGGGUUCCUUCAGAUCCUCCAAUAGAAUCCCUGUGGUCGUCUAUAGGCACCAGAGGAACGGGGCAGUGAUCGCUCGCUGCAGCCAGCCAGAGAUCAGCUGGUGGGGCUGGAGGAACACAGAGGAUGAGUACCUGGUAACAUCCAUCGCUAAGGCCUGUCUGAUGGACCCCGGAGCCAGGUUCACCUGCGGGGCCCCAGCCUGCAGCCAGCCCCGAGGGGAGGGCCCAGACAGCUCUGACAGCGACUUUGACUCCUCUCUGACAGGAUGCCCAGGCCCUGAUGCCAACACUGCGCCACAAAAGCUUCUUAUCCUCGAUGCUCGUUCCUACACCGCUGCAGUGGCCAACCGUGCCAAGGGAGGUGGCUGUGAGUGUGAAGAGUACUACCCUAACUGUGAGGUGAUGUUCAUGGGCAUGGCCAACAUCCACUCCAUUAGGAACAGCUUCCAGUCCCUCCGAGCCGUCUGCAGCCAGAUCCCUGACCCUGGCAAUUGGCUAUCUGCUCUGGAGAGCACCCGUUGGCUGCAGCACCUGUCCGUCAUGCUGAAGGCGGCCACUCUGGUGUGUUCUGCGGUGGAAAGGGAGGGACGUCCUGUCCUGGUGCAUUGUUCAGACGGUUGGGACCGUACCCCCCAGAUUGUGGCUCUGGCCAAGAUCCUGCUGGACCCGUUCUAUAGGACACUAGAGGGUUUCCAGGUGCUGGUGGAGACGGAGUGGUUGGACUAUGGUCAUAAGUUUGGUGACCGCUGCGGUCACCAGGAGAAUGCUGCCGACGUCAGUGAGCAGUGUCCUGUCUUCCUCCAGUGGCUGGACUGUGUUCAUCAGCUGUUCAAACAGUUCCCAUGCCUCUUCGAGUUCAACGAAGCCUUCCUGGUCAAGCUGGUGCAGCACACGUACUCGUGUCUGUACGGGACAUUCCUGUGUAACAACGGGCGGGAGAGAGAGGUCCGCAACAUCUACAACCGUACCUGCUCUGUCUGGUCUCUGCUCCGCACUGGCAACAAGAACUUCCAGAACUUCCUCUUUAUCCCCGGUCAUGAUAUGGUGUUGCAGCCGGUGUGCCACACCCGAGCCCUGCAGCUGUGGACGGCCGUCUACCUGCCCACCUCCUCCCCCUGCACCUCUGCCGAGGACGUCAUGGAGCUCUACCUGUCCCCCAGUGUACAGGGAGACGAGCUCACCUCGCGGUCCCUGGACAGGCUUCCUAAGACUCGCUCCAUGGACAACCUGGUGUCUGCCUUUGAGAACGGGGUGGCCCUCACCCGCACCUCCAGCGACCCCAACCUCAACAAGCACUGUCAGGAGGGCCGCACUGCCCAUGGCCUGGAGCCUAUGGCUUCUGUAGGAGGAGGGGCCGCACCCGACAGCCCCGAGGACGUCAGCCCUGACACGGGAUUGGAAAGCGACGACUCGGAGGUGGAGCCUGUCACUCAGACUCCUCCUACUACACCAGUGGAGAUGGAGCAGAGGGAAGAGGGCUUCGAGGAGGCGGAGAUGAGAGAGGAAAUCUGUCUCACCACCCAGCCCUUGCCCUCCCUGCCCCUCCCCCCCAUCGCUCUGGAGCAGGGCCUCUCUCACUUCCCCCCUCUCCCCCUGCUCACACCCAUCCUCCACCAGGCCCUCUCCCAGACCACUAGCCCCCCAGUUCCUCCGCCUCGACUGCCACAUCAGACGGCUGACAGUCACUCCAGGACUGCCUCGGUCACUACCCGUCCUGCCUGCAUACCAUCACCUCCUGCCUGGAAGGGCCCACUACCGGCAGCUGUUCUGAACGGGCCAAUCACCAGCGGCCUCCAGAAUGCCCCCUCCGCUUCUGCAGAGCUGCUGGCACUCGAGCAGCUAGUUCCCAUGUUCCCUACGGCCAUGGAGGACUCCACCGAGACGCUCACAGACGAAGCAGAGACCCUACCAACGCUGCCCCCUAGCAGGAGAGAAAGUCUAGGCCAGCCCAAAGCCCCAGAAUGGGCCUUACCCAAGACCCAGGGAGAGGCGAGAGAGGGGAAGAGGACAGAGAGUGUGAGUGGUAGAAACUUGGUGCCUCUGAGAGAAUGUGUGGUAGCAGUACCAACAUCAAAAGAAGCAGAAUCCUCUGACUCCACAGUGCCCCCUGUUGACAACAGCCAGGCGGUGGCGUUACGACGCCCUGUCUCCCAGAGCCAACUGCGUGUCAGUGAGGAGCUGUCUCUGCUGGGCUCUCACUGGGAGAGUGUCCAGGGCAUGGUCCAGUCUGCCUGCAGCACUGCAGCCAGCCACUCUGGCCUCUCAGCCAACCUCUCGUCAGGCUUCUGUCGGGCCCUCCAGCCCACAGCCUACCAGAGCCGACGCCUGGCUGGCAAGCUGCUACGCGCCCAGGGUGUGGCCGUGCCUAACGGAGGUUGGCAGUACGGCCGAAGGGAGAGGGAGGAAAGGGUUCGCUCCUCGGCUCCAGCCCCAGCCAGCUCCAGCCCUGUCAAGUCAGGGUCCAGCUGGCUCUCUGCAGUCAGGAGCAGCUCUGGCUACGCUGCCAUCAUGGGCCCAACCACCACCAGCUCACCUCCCACCUUUUCAACCAGCCAGCUCCUCCCAGCCUCUCCCUGCUCCUCAGCCUCCCCCCAGCCCCACCCGGCCUACCUGGAUGAUGAUGGGUUGCCGGUGCCUAUGGACGCGGUGCAGCAGCGCCUCAGGCAGAUGGAGGCGGGGUAUAAACAGGAAGUGGAGGUGCUGAGAAGCCAGGUGCGCCAGCUGCAGAUGAGGCUGGAGAGGAAACAGUACAGCACGCCGCCUUCAGAGCCUGACGUCGACUACGAGGACGACAUUACUUGUCUGCGUGAGUCAGACGACAGUGAUGAGGAGGACAGUCUGUCAGACCACAGCGAGGACCGUUUCUCAGAGGGCAGCUGGGACAGAGUGGAGCAGAAGGACACAGAGGUCAGCGUUCCUCAUAAUCUACUGCAGGUCACGAGGUGGGUGCCUGAUCACAUGGCCUCUCAUUGUUUCAACUGUGACUGUGAGUUCUGGAUGGCCAAGAGACGUCAUCACUGCAGGAACUGUGGCAAUGUGUUCUGUAAAGACUGCUGCCACCUGAAGCUGCCCAUCCCAGACCAGCAGCUGUAUGACCCCGUCUUGGUGUGUAACUGCUGCUACGACCUACUGCUGGAGGCUAGGAACAGAGAGAUCCGCAGCCAACAGCUCAAGAAGCCCAUCGCCACAGCCUCCAGCUGAGAGACAGGAGAGAGAGCCCUUUUACUGAAUGGCUCAGUCUGGCCUGGCAUGGCUCGGUUCAGUUUGGCCCAGUUAGGACCUGGAUCAGCACCAUCUUGGAUCAGCCAAGUGCCCCAUUCCCACUACCCUAACAUGGUCUGGUCUUGGCUGUGGGGGAAGAGGAGGAGGACUUGUUGCUCUGUGGGAGGGAGGUCACUGACUGCUGGGGAUGACAGACACUGACUGGUAGUGAAUGAUCUGUAGGAGGAAGAGGAGCAGGUGUUAUAAAGGCUGACUGGUAGUGAAUGAUCUGUAGGAGGAAGAGGAGCAGGUGUUAUAAAGGCUGACUGGUAGUGAAUGAUCUGUAGGAGGAAGAGGAGCAGGUGUUAUAAAGGCUGACUGGUAGUGAAUGAUCUGUAGGAGGAAGAGGAGCAGGUGUUAUAAAGGCUAUCCCACUGAGUUUAACCCCUUUUGGUCAAACACAUUUCCAGCUUGGAAUGAAGUCUUCAGUGUCCUGCUGCCCUGCCCUGUUCUGUCCUGCCCUGUUCUGUCCUGCCCUGUCCUGCCCUGCCCUGUCCUGACCUCCCCUGUCCUGACCUCCCCUGUCCUGACCUCCCCUGUCCUGACCUCCCCUGUCCUGUCCUUCCCUGUCCUGCCCUGCCCUGUCCUGCCCUGUCCUGCCCUGUCCUGCCCUGCCCUGUCCUGCCCCGUCCUGUCAUGUCCUUCCCUGUCCUGUCCUUCCCUGUCCUGUCCUUCCCUGUCCUGCCCCGUCCCGUCCUGUCCUGGGGCUGUUGUUCUCUAGUGGUGCGUCACAACCCCCCCUGAUGUCCCAUAUCACCUCCCUGGUCCUGUAACCUACUGGGAGGUGUUCCAUCAUCUCAACCCCCCCCCCCCCACACACACACACACACUCUAGUGCAUCCCUGUCACACACCAACCAGCCACUCUAUGAUGUCCCCCCCCCCCCACACACACACACCCCUACUCUCCUCAGAGGACAAUCUCUCGCCCCUCCUAAGUGUGGGGGAUUCCAAAGCCUUUACCUGCUCUACUGGUGGCUUACAACAACUUUAAGAAGCAAAAUGCUGCUACAUUAUCUAAAAGUCUCAUUUUGUAUUAUUAUUUUGUGCACUACAAGAUCUUUGUCUAUUUCAGUAAAUUUGAGACCUAACUCGAGCGGAAGGGAGGAAGAAAAAAAAAAAAAUCUUCUGUUUAUUGUGGGGGUUGAAUGUAAACGUUUGAAAUUAAAAUGGACAAGUUUUAGAGUAACUGGAAGAACUGAUGAUGAUAAUGUCUUUAUGUUCAUUAGGUCGGUUGUGUACUUGUUCUUUCCUGUGAGGUUUAUUUCAACAACAAAAAAAACGAAGAAAAAAAAACCGAGAUUAUAUGCAGUUAUAAUGUGGGUUUGUCUUUGUAAACAUUUAGAACAUCUGAGGUAUACCACUGUCUGUGUGGACAAAGGUUAAUUACAUCAGAUCUAGAAUUGUCCUUCAGAUAUGCAUCUGAUCAGACGAGUCUCUUCAAAAGCAACCAGACAAGACAAAGCUGUUGGCAUGAUUCAAAAUAUGUGUGUUUUCCUGCAACGUUGUCGUACCACUUACAAUGAAAGGUCAACUGGAAAGUACUUGUUGGUUCGUUAGCUGAUGGGGAAGGAGGGGUUUUGAGUAAUGGAGUAUAUACUUCUACACUGACGUGAGAGAGGCUUGAUGUUGAUGUACAGUAACAUAGUUCUGCUUUAACUGCUCAAACUUCCUCUUUUAAUCAACCAUUCUUGUCAGGUUCCUGUCCAAUAAUGUCAAUAUCUGGCACUUAAAGCGACUCCGGAGAACGUACUAAAGUGCUAUGAAUUUCCUUUUUUAAUUGUAUUUUUCCCUGUACCGUAGGGGGAGUUUGGCUAGCCUUGUAUCUAAACUGAGUUGACCAUGUUACCAAACGGAAGUGAAACUUCUGGAACGUAGGGAAAUCAGUUAGGAUGCUAUGCUAGAGGUUGGCUGUGGAUCCUAGAAAUUGUCCUAUGGCAACAACAAAAACGUUUUUUUUGUUUCCGUCUAAUCGGUGUGUUAUUUUUUUUAUUUUUUCCUUGAGACAGAAGUGCCAUAUUGUCUUUAUUUUUAUUUUUUAAACCUUUUUCUCAUGGAGACGACAGCAGGUAACUAACUGAACUGGCCAGAACUUGGUUUGUUUUAAUGGUAGCUGCUUAACAACAUGGAAAUGAUUUAAAGAUCCGAACAGAGAAAUGUCCGUUAGAUGAAGAGGUAAUGAGAAUGAUUUGUUAAUAAAUGUAUGAACUGAAGAUGUAAAUGAGAUGGUGAGCCUGUACGGUUGUCACGGUUACCCAUUGCCCAAUAACAAAAAAACGCGGUGUGUUGAUGGCAAAAUAUGAACGAGGAAGUGGUGGAACCCAGAUAUGUAAUAUAAUAUAUAAUUAUCUGAUUCAGUACUAGUGGCUAAAACCUGUCACAUAGCGAAUAAUUGUGUAAAGAAAACAAAUGCACUGUAAAAGAGAUCCUAUUGGUUAAAAUAAAGAAAUAUUAUCUAUAUCGUG
This is a messenger RNA of Salmo salar (Atlantic salmon), 6715 nucleotides long. It is a transcript of the gene mtmr4, whose product is annotated as myotubularin related protein 4. Gene Ontology annotation, cellular component: membrane; cytoplasm. Gene Ontology annotation, biological process: regulation of autophagy; phosphatidylinositol dephosphorylation. Gene Ontology annotation, molecular function: metal ion binding; phosphatidylinositol-3-phosphate phosphatase activity; protein phosphatase binding. The record is from RefSeq and is a predicted model, not a curated record. NCBI's taxonomy places the organism in Eukaryota, Metazoa, Chordata, Actinopteri, Salmoniformes, Salmonidae.